GCCUAGUCUGCUGUACAGCGAAGGGGUGGCACCAAAGAGACGGCGGAUAUCAUCCUCCUGCUCACCAGAAGAGCACGGGUGGUAGAGGAUGGCAUCCGGGCGUAGCGGCUCGUAUUCCUCUCCAUCCUCCAGUUUCAACGCUGGCUAUGGGCAAAAUCAAAGCGGGGAUACGGCCAGUGAGGACGAGGACGGGCAGAACCUCUGGUCUUCCAUUCUGAGUGAAGUCUCAACACGGUCACGCUCUAAGCUACCAUCUGGCAAAAAUGUGCUGCUACUCGGAGAAGAUGGGGCAGGCAAGACAAGUUUGAUAGGAAAACUUCAGGGAAUAGAGGAGUACAAGAAAGGAAGAGGAAUGGAGUAUCUGUACAUUAAUGUUCACGAUGAAGACCGAGAUGAUCAAACAAGAUGCAACGUGUGGAUCUUGGAUGGUGAUCUGUAUCACAAAGGACUCCUAAAGUUUGCCACGGAUCCAAGCAAUGUUCGGGACACAUUAAUAAUGCUAGUAGUAGAUAUGUCCCGGCCAUGGCUGGCACUGGAUUCAUUGCAGAAAUGGGCUAGUGUGAUCAGGGAACAUAUAGACAAACUUAAGAUCCCACCUGAAGAAAUGAGAGAGAUGGAAGAGAAAAUUGUAAGAAAUUUCCAAGAAUAUGUAGAACCAGGAGAAGAAUUUCCUGCUUCUCCUCAGAGAAGAAACACUUCGUCAGAAGAGCGGGAUGACAGCAUCAUUUUACCUUUGGGAGAAGAUACACUUACACAUAACCUCGGCAUUCCUGUAGUAGUAGUUUGCACUAAGUGUGACGCCAUCAGUAUUUUGGAAAAAGAACACGACUACCGAGAUGAGCAUUUUGACUUCAUUCAGUCACACAUCAGGAAGUUCUGUUUACAAUAUGGUGCCGCACUUAUUUACACAUCUAUAAAAGAAAACAAAAAUAUUGAUAUUGUAUAUAAAUAUAUUGUUCAGCAGUUAUAUGGAUUCCAAUUUAAUAUGCCUGCUGUGGUUGUAGAAAAGGAUGCAGUAUUUAUACCAGCAGGAUGGGAUAAUGAUAAGAAAAUAGGAAUAUUACAUGAGAAUUUUCAGACACUAAAACUAGAAGACACUUUUGAAGAUAUCAUUAUUAAGCCACCUGUGCGAAAGUUUGUACACGAAAAGGAAAUUGUAGCGGAGGAUGACCAAGUGUUUCUUAUGAAGCAGCAGUCACAGUUGGCAAAGCAACCACCGGCUACAGCUGGACGCCAGGAUGCUUCCCCGAGGGUACCUGGUGGCUCGCCUAGAACCCCGAGUAGAUCAGGAAGUACUAAUGUUGCCAGUGUGUCACCAGUUCCUGCUGGCACAAAGAAAAUUGAUCCUAACAUGAAAGCUGGAACAACAAGUGAGGGAGUCCUUGCUAAUUUCUUUAACAGCUUGUUAAGUAAGAAAACUGGGUCACCAGGUGCUGGUGGUACAGGAAUCCCUGCUGGCAAUUCAACUGGUAACAGUUUGCCAACAUCUGCCAAAAAAACAGGACAAAAACCUGUUCUAACAGAUGUUCAAGCUGAACUGGAAAGAAUUUCACGGAAACCUGAUAUUGUCUCACCUACGAGCCCGACAUCACCUACAGAAAAUGACACAUCCUGAAGCGACCAAAAACAAAAAUCAGCCACUUGUCUAAAUCCUUAAAGUUCUCUCAUUUCUGCCCUUUCCCUCCUCAGUUGUUGUGGAUCUGCAGAGACAAACCUUUUUUUUUUUCUGAGGACACUUGACAUGUUUAUGUAUGUUUACCAGAUUAAACAUGGAUUUUGUGAAAUAGUCAAAAACCAAACUGGACUUGUUUAGAACAAAUCUUUUUCAACGUUCAUUCUCAUGUUUCAUUAAGCUGCUGAUAAUCUACAAAUUUAAAUAGUUAAUUGCUAUAUAAAUUAGAUUUUUGCCUCUGUAAGCUGGUUAUCAUAUACCACUUUCUUCUAUUUUGGAAGAUAGCUUGAUGGUAGAAAUUAUUUUGAUGAAUGAAAAGAAUAAAAAAAAAAAAAGGCAAACGCUUUGUGCAAAAUAGUGAUUCAGUACCCAUAUGGGGUUAAAUUUAAACGUCAUUAAAUAUUGCUGCUAAGCUUACAAUAAAACAACUUAAGCCCACACGGGCUUGAUCUACUACUAGUUACAGCAUUUUGUGUAAAAUGAACAAAAAGGAGGUUACAGCGGUUUAUCACUUUAUCAGUUAUGUGGCCCUGCUUUAGAAGAUCUCUCUAUGGUGUCAUUUGGGGCUCAAAAAGAGCCUACAAAUAAACAAUCAUUUAAUAAAGUUGUAUUUAUUUUCUGUGUA
This is a messenger RNA of Xenopus laevis (African clawed frog), 2297 nucleotides long. RefSeq names its product dynein cytoplasmic 1 light intermediate chain 1 S homeolog (gene dync1li1.S). Lineage: Eukaryota; Metazoa; Chordata; Amphibia; Anura; Pipidae. Gene Ontology annotation, biological process: microtubule-based movement; microtubule cytoskeleton organization. The record is from RefSeq and is marked provisional. Gene Ontology annotation, molecular function: dynein heavy chain binding. Gene Ontology annotation, cellular component: cytoskeleton; centrosome; cytoplasmic dynein complex.